This is a messenger RNA of Dromaius novaehollandiae (emu), 2844 nucleotides long. RefSeq names its product tRNA-histidine guanylyltransferase 1 like (gene THG1L). The coding region runs from base 423 to 1316 and encodes 297 amino acids. Lineage: Eukaryota; Metazoa; Chordata; Aves; Casuariiformes; Dromaiidae. Gene Ontology annotation, molecular function: tRNA guanylyltransferase activity; magnesium ion binding. Gene Ontology annotation, biological process: tRNA modification. The record is from RefSeq and is a predicted model, not a curated record. The transcript is spliced from 6 exons.
GCGCCGGGCGCUCCUGCCCUCAGCCCGCUCCCCCGCACUGCCCGCCGGCCCGCUGCGGCGCCGGGCGCCUCGCCCCGACCCUGCGCCCACCACCCCAAAUCGGGGCCCGCCGCGGCCAUCCCCUCCCCGCUGCCGGCAUGGCAGCCCCAGCGCAGGUGGGGGCAGACCCUCAGGGCUGCGGGCCCCUCCUGCCUACGCCCUCUCCGUCAACAACGCGCGUCACCGGCGCCGCACAGCGCCUCUUGCUUCGCGGGGCGGAGACCUGGCGGCCCCCGGUGCCCGCGGCGCCGAGCCCUGCCUGAGCACAGCGGCCCCACUGACUGGAGGACCCUCGGAGUCAUAGAGAGGUCCGCCUCCUGGCCCAGAAGGGCUCCCUGCUAUACCCUCGGAGGUCUCCUGGUGCUUCCGCUUCCGGUCCGGUCAUGCUGCGAGGCUGGCGGGCCGCAGCGGCCAUCUGUGCUGCGGGCGGGAGGUGCGUGAGGUGUCUGUGCGGCCGCCGCCUCCCCAUGGCGAAGAGCAAGUUCGAGUACGUGCGGGACUUCGAGACAGACGACGCGUGCCUGCCCAACUGCUGGAUAGUGGUCCGGCUAGACGGCCGCAACUUCCACCGGUUUGCUGAGCAACAUGAGUUCAAAAAGCCAAAUGAUGACCGUGCUCUUCAUCUGAUGACGAAGUGUGCCCAGACAGUGAUGCAAGAAUUGGAGGAUAUUGCUAUUGCUUAUGGACAAAGCGAUGAAUACAGUUUUGUUUUCAGAAAGAAGAGCAGAUGGUUUAAAAGACGAGCCAGUAAGUUCAUGACUCAUGUGGUCUCCCAGUUUGCCUCAAGUUAUGUUUUCUAUUGGAAAGAUUACUUUAAGGACCAGGAACUUCUGUAUCCACCGGGAUUUGAUGGACGAAUUGUGUUGUAUCCCAGCAACCAAAAUUUAAAGGACUACCUCAGUUGGAGACAAGCAGAUUGCCACAUUAAUAACCUGUAUAAUACAGUGUUUUGGAUGCUUGUACAACGAAGUGGUUUGACACCAGUACAAGCACAGGAUAGACUUCAGGGAACUUUGGCUGGAGAUAAAAAUGAAAUUUUAUUUUCUGAAUUCAACAUCAACUACAACAAUGAGCCUUUGAUGUAUAGAAAAGGAACCGUCCUAAUAUGGCAGAAGGUUAAUGAAGUUAUAACAAAGAAAAUAAAACUGCCAAAGGAAACAGAAGAAAAGGAAGUUGAAGUGACCCGAAGUAGGACUCAGGUUGUUCCUCUGCACUGUGACAUUAUAGGGGACCAGUUCUGGGAGGAAUAUCCUGAGAUUCUGGCUGAGGACAGUUGAUUUCUCCAGCAGAUGUAACUGGCAGUUUACAUUUUGCUCUGCUAGGGUUGUUGCAAAGUGAGGAGUCUGGAUUGUGGCUAGCAGAGUUUAAGGUGUAACCCUCUUCAACGACUACAUUGUUUUUAGCACUGUUGUUGCCUGAGAAACAGACACUGGUUUGUUGUCUGACAUACAAAGAUAUAUCCAUAUGAAAAAGGUAAAAUCAUAUUAUAUUUUGAAUAUUAAGAACUCACUAUAAAUUAAAAGACUGCUCCUUAUAAAUGCAUAUUUGCAAAAAGACUGUAAAAAAUUUUAUGCAUUUCUAUAGUAUUCUUUAAGUCGCAGGAUACUUUAUUGAACUACCGAAUUAUAUAAAAGGUUUUGUAUUUGAACAGUUAACAGCAGAGGGAAAAAUAAUUCUUUUGAUUUUUGUUUCAGUUAUGAGACGGACCAGAAUACUGCAGUUGGCAAUUGGUAAUAAAUUUCAAGGCUAGUGUUUUUAGUCAAGUUAGUGACAAAAUAUUCAACUACCUGAUGUCUCUGGCCCUUACAAAAAGGAAAUGGAGUAGCCUGUCAGUUUUCUGCAACUGGUUUUAAAAGCUUUUGUCAACUGUACAGGAUUUUUAUACUUUUUUAAGAUUUAAAAAGAAUAAUGAUUUCUUCCCUGCUGUGUUUAUUAUUUGGACUUUCUCACUGUGGUGACUUUUACUGGUAAUUAGUGAAGGUUUCAAAUAGUUAAGCUAAUAGUAAGGAUACUGUACAGACUUGAAUUCUGUCAGGACAUAGGUAAACAUUGUGCUGUCAUUUUUCCGUGGCCUGGGAAACCAUCUGCCUCAUGCUGUGCAGUAGACUGAAAAGUAGCAACACAAGGGAACGUUCCUGGUGCUUGCAGAGAGGAUGCUAGCAGGAAUUUGUGGUGGUGGUCUCUGUUAUAGUUGCUACAGAUAUAGCAGUCAUGACUACCUGAUAGUUAAAGAGAGAGCAAAGUAUGGUGGGCAUGUGUAUGCCUGGUCUAUGUGCAGUUUUGUUCUGGUUUAAGUGUCAAUUGAAGCCUCUUUGUCAAAACAGUUGAACCAUACAAUCUCUCAGAGCGGAAAUAUCUCCACUAAUAUAAAGGGGCUUGUCCUCCUGUAAUUGGAAUUUUAGGGAAAUAAACUAUUUCAAUAUAAAUACCUAUCCUUAUAGAAAAGCAGCUCUAAUGAUACUAUAUUAUUACUGUUUUAACCAAAUUGGUUUCAAAAAGAAAGAGACUAGCCAUAAAAAUAGAGAGGAUCAAGUGUGACUAAAGAAGGUUAGCACAGAGUUAGUCUCUCAUUCAUUGAUGCAGCAGCUUCUUCUCUGCUUUCAUACUUUUCUUCUCACAGGAAGAACCUAAACAUUUAAGGCAAUGUGAUUUUUUUUUUUCCUUCUAAUUCUUUUUUACUCGGAUCUAAUUUGAAAAACUGUACUAAAUGGGUACUGAUGUAAAAUACUACUUGGCAAUUUAUUCCUUUUUCUGAGAAUGAACAAUCAGUCUGUGCAUAAAUAAAAGCACGGUAAUCCCCCUCCA